Molecule: messenger RNA, 610 nt
Organism: Hymenoscyphus albidus
Lineage: Eukaryota; Fungi; Ascomycota; Leotiomycetes; Helotiales; Helotiaceae
Source: the annotation of a GenBank genome assembly
AUGAAUAUGCACAAUCUAUCUAAACUUACCUACCUCAAUGCUGUCAUCAAAGAAGGACUCCGAGUCUACCCACCCGGCCCAGCGGGAUUCCCUCGUGUCACAACUGCAUCUGGAAACACGAUCUGCGGACAAUAUGUCCCCCCAAACACCGUGGUUAUUGUGACUAAUUUGGCAGCCUCCUUCAGCACAAGAAAUCACACGAAUCCAUGGAAGUUUGCGCCGGAGAGAUGGGAGGGAGCUGCUGAGUAUGCGGUGGAUGAUCGGAAGGCUUAUCAACCUUUCAGUUUUGGACCCAGGAAUUGUAUUGCUCAGAGGUAUCUUCUCUCUAUCUCCUCUGAUUUGCUCGGCAGGCGCUAAUAAAAUUGCUAUUCAGUCUCGCCAAUGCAGAAAUGCGCCUCGUUCUCGCUCGCGUCCUUUGGGCGUUCGAUCUCGAAUUGCAGCCUGAGAGUAAGAAUUGGAUCGAUCAACGGGCUUUUGCACUUUGGGAGAAACCUCCUUUGAUGGUUAAGAUUACUCCUAGGAAGUUAUAAUCUGCUUGUUAUAUGCUCGCCACCAUGGAUUUUGAGACUUUAGAGGAUUAGAUGUAGUGGCUCGAAGACAUUAAUUAGCU